Symbiodinium sp. CCMP2592 is the source of this 6861-nucleotide messenger RNA. NCBI's taxonomy places the organism in Eukaryota, Dinophyceae, Suessiales, Symbiodiniaceae. The record is from the annotation of a GenBank genome assembly.
AUGGGGAGAGAUUCUCGCAGCGCCCCGAAGCCUCAUGACUCUGCCGACACGGUGGAACCUUUGGCGAAGCGGGCUAAGGUCAGAGAUGCACUGCCAAGACGUCGACCCAUGCAGGACUCCGACCAGCAUAAUCAGACUCCCUCUUCGCCGAUGACUCGCACCACUGCUGGUGCCUCUGCCAGUGCAUCAGCUGGUGAGCUCAGGCCACGUGAACCUUUGCCACGACAUCGGCAGCUGCAAGCCAAGUCAAAGACAAGCAAACCCGCCGAUAGCCCAGGGAAUGCAGCCGUGGCACGUACACCAAACAAUGACCCGACAGCUCGUGGACCAGUUGCAUCCAGUAUAGUGGUCAGUGAAUUCUCGGACGGGGUCCUUAUUAAACAAACCGGACUUCGGGCUCGAAGCCCAUCCUCCACUCCCGGGACAGGAAGCUCAAGAAGACCUCCUACGCCACCAAGGUGUCUACGUGAAACUGCUCAUGGUAUAUCGGUCAGUACUCAGACAAGGCGACCCAAAAUGGUGAACAAGGCGGUGCAGGUGGGCAAAUGCGGUCUCAAAGCCCAGUCCAAAGCUCGUCCCCGAAGGCCAGAUACAAAUGCUACAGACAACCCGGAGGAGGCUCCUGCUCCUGGUCCAAAGGACACUCGUGCCGAACAUGAUGAUCUUCGCCGUCAAGCCGCUGAUGCAGUGCUGACUUCAGCCCCCUGGAAAAGACGCCAAAAGGCCAGAGCAGGUGCCCGCGAGCCUGCCAAGGAUGGUGUUUCCGAGGGAUCAGCUCGAACGACCACAACCUCAGCAAACCCUGUGGCCAGUAUGACUCCUCUUCCGACUACGACAACCUCGCGCCAGGGUGAAGCCACUGGGAAGAAUGCUGCUGCAUCGAGUACUCCGAGCAAGCCCCUGAGCAAGGUCCCAUACACAGCUGCUGGUGCCGACCCACAGGAGGAAAUCAUGGAGCUCCGCUUCGAUCAACUUCAAGAGAUGCAAAGAUCCGCAGCCAGCAGGAGAAACAGUGUUAUACAGCGUGCGCGCAUACAGCAGCAGCAGAAUGCAUCUUCGAGUACAGAUGUUGCGGAUGCUUCGCUAUCACAUGCACCUACGACGUCCGGGGGCCCCUGGGGACUAUGGAUGCUCAUCCUACUGUCUCAACUUCUUAGAGUCUCAGGGGUAGAAGCGAGGGUUGGAGCACCUUCGGUGGGUGCUCCGGGAGCCGCGCAAACGGUGCUCCCCGGUCGCCAUCAGGCGAAGCUACACCGACAACGCAAAGAACAAGGAGACUUUAUCGUCAAACGUAGUUUUCUCAGAGCACAACGUCGAUUGCAACAGCAUGGGACCACAUGGUAUCGCAAUCGCUUAUACACACACCACGAUGAGCUAAAACCUAUCCCGCUCCGAUCCGGUCCACAGCCGAAUGAUCCCAAUCAGGCUCGGUAUGCCCGGCCUCGCACUGCUGUGCCAAGCCUGCCAUCCUGGCCACUUCAGCAGCCCGCACAAUCUGUUACUCCCAUACAGUCCAGUGAUGUUGGCGUGGUUACUCUUAAUGUUGGCGGCUUGAGCAAGGAAGGAUAUGACGAAUUGGCACAAUGGUUGAAUCAACCUUCUACACUUCGCAAUGUUCAGAUUGUAUUCUUGCAGGAGACCUGGAGAAGUGCAUCUGAAUUCUCCACGCAGCAUUGGCACUGGAUCCGGUCAGGUGCCGGUCAAACUGCCAAGGCCAAUAAUGGCAGUGGUGUAGCUGUACUGAUCAACAACAAGCUUGCCUCAUCGUCACACAUUCGCUACCAAGAAUGGCUCCCAGGCCGUCUCCUCGAGGUUCGCAUUACGGAGGACAAGCGACGUCCUCUUCUGCACAGACCCAUCACCCUUGUGUGCGCGUAUCAACACUCCAGAAUCUCUCACAGUCCUGAGGUGUACGCUAAACGGCUCAGGUUCUGGGAGAAGCUCCAAAAAUGCCUGGAUGCAGUGCCGACCCGGCACACCCUGAUCUUUGGUGGUGAUAUCAAUACUGGUAUCUCCCCGAUGUCGAGGCUCGUCGGCAAAGGUGCUCAAGUCAGUACCAACCCUGCUCAGGACCAAUCCGAAUGGCAGGACAUUGUACACCAGCACCGUCUUUGUCUUCUGAACACCUGGGGAUCGCCGGCCAAAACUGCUACAUAUGUGGGUGCGGAAUAUUCUACACUGAUUGACUUCCUGGGUGUUAGAGAGAGUGAUUCCGGGCAUCGCGCCAAACUAUCCAGACCACAAUCACAGAUUCACUUGUUUUCUUGGCGGUCUGGGGCCCGACACCUGCCUGUGUAUUCGGUUAUCACUCUCAAGAAUCCGUAUCAUCAAGCAGUGACAUCCUCGACACAGUCCCACACAGCCCGUAUGGACCAUCUAGGCAUGGCUCACACACUGCUGCACGAUCCUCAGCAAGUAGAGCAAUUGCGCAGUGUUGUCAGAAACCGGCUGACUUGUGCUUUACAGGACCAGCCCGUGGAUGCAAUUAUGCACCCUAUGCACAUUGACGCCAUCCUGCGACACGGAUCCCAGGAACUCUUCCCGGGCACACGCCUCGGCUCUCGUCCGACGGAAGUAUGGGAUAACGAACAGACUAAGCUCUCGCUGAAACAUGUUUGGCAGGCACGUGCGCAGCUUCGCCGACAUACCCUUGGGCCUCCACUUCGUGUUGCCUUUCAUCUAUGGCGUGCUCAUUGGCGACUUGUCAAAGCCCGCAAAGCGCUGCAUUCGCAGUCCAACAAAGCGCGACGUGAUAAAUGGGACCAACAGCUUACCGAGGCGGAGGAGGCCUAUCACAAGCAUGACUCUCAUUCUUUCUUUGCUAUUGUGCGUAGACUUGCACCACGUCGUCCACGACAGCGCAUUAUGAUGCGUAACAAGGAUGGAACACUAUGCACACCACAGGAAGAAAUUGGGCUGAUUCAUGACUACUGGCGCGGUGUAUUUGAUGUUCCGACACUCCCUAAAUGCUCCGGCUAUCUGUGGCAUGGCCUCAACAUUACCACAAAGGAGGUGGAAAUGGCCAUCAGCAAAUUAUCAAUGCGUAAAGCCUCGGCCCCAACCUCGGCUCCGCUCUGCAGCUGGCGUGCUUGUGCUCCUGACAUUGCUCCUCUUAUACAGGAAUAUUUGGCACAGCAUUGGGGUGAAGGAGAACAUGCAGGUGACGAGGACAUUGCUAGGUCCUGGCUUGUCUUUCUGGGCAAGCCCAAUAAACCCAGCAGCAAGCCCGAAAACCUUCGACCUAUUGCUCUACAACCGGCUCCUGCCAAAAUCAUGGCCCUCCUUUUACGCUGGCGACUGCAACCGUAUGUGGAGCAGCUGCUCCACCAAUGUCCACAGUAUGCAUACACCAGAGGAAGAACCACUACGGAUGCAAUAUCCCGUAUUGCCCAACACUGUGAUUCUGUUCGAGCCAAAGUCAAACAGCAGACACUUUCACUCCAUGAACGACGACAGGGCGCUGUACGAACCGUAUGCACCGGUGGUGCUCAGCUGACUGUUGAUUGCUCCAAAGCUUUUGACAGUUUACCUCGUUGCACUAUGAUGACCAUGUUAACAUGGGCUGGUGUACCACCCGACUUGGCCACUGCUAUCAUACAGGUCCAUCAGGCUGGCACUUAUCGUCAUGGAAACGUGGACGACCCUGAAUCCUGGAUGGAUAUUGACAGUGCUCAAGGCGUGCGGCAAGGCUGUAUGCUUGCCCCAUGUUUGUGGCUAUUGUUCGUAACAUACCUCUUCCAUCACCUGGACACGACAAUGGGAGGAGCUGAUUCAUGGACAUGCCAGCACUCCACUGCCUUCGCCGAUGAUCUUCACUUCAAGUGGGAUCUUGACGAUCCCAAAGCCCUGGAUCGGAUGAAGAUGGAGGUCGCCACGGUACUCUCAGUGCUCAAGUCCUUUGGUCUUCAGAUCAGCGCAGAAAAAUCCACCAUGUUGAUCGAGAUCCGCGGAACAGCAGCUGAUGUUUGGUUGUCCAAGAACGUCUACAAAGAUGCUGAGAACAACAAACACUUUCGUUAUGACACGUUUGCCAAGCUCUCUAUCCCGCUUGGUACCCAAUUCAAGUAUCUUGGGGUCAUAUUAUCCUAUCGCAACUACGAGCUGGCCAGUGUCAAACAUCGUGUACAACAGGCUGCCAUACACCAUUCCCGUCUUCGUCGCAUUCUGCAAGGACGCGGGGGCAUCAGCCGGCAUCAACGACUUCGACUCUGGCGCAUCUGCAUUCAGACAAGCCAGCUCUACGGACUCGAGGCCACAGGUGUCACGGAGGCAGGGAUCAAAUUACUACAUGUUCAAAUGCUUCGUCACCUAAGGGCCAUUACAGGUCGACCCAGGCAUCUUGAUCGCAGCACUGAUCAGGAAUUGUUGGACAGUCUCAAAAUGGCAUCGGUCAGGCAGAUGCUAUCUCAACGACUUCAGUCGGCAAAUACCCGUCUUUGCUCCAACACUGAUCUGCCAUGCUACGACAAAGACAAUAUACUGCGACGUAUUCAGGCCUUACAAGCAGGUAUUGACCGACCGAUCUGCACACAGCGGGUCUCUACCGCCUUGACUACACCUGUACAGCAGACUCCGCAUGAUGAUGUUACGCCGCAGGAGCAGAAAGUGCGACUCCAGGAACUACCCGCUGACACCAAGCAAUUUCGAUGUCAGGUAUGCGGUCAGUCUUUUCCGUCUUUACAUUUGGUGAAGACCCAUGAAGGAAAAGCCCACAAGAUCUUGGCACCGAAACGGGAGCUGCCCCAGGAUCGCUCCGUCUACUCCAUCAACGGACUUCCGCAAUGCCGUUUUUGUGGCUACAAAUUCACGAAAUGGAGUGGCCUCCAAAGACACAUACAGCGGAACGGCUGCCCGAUUCUUCGCCAUGAAGAUCCCGCCACCUUUGCCGCAACCGCGCCCGCGACUACAAACAAGGCUGAAGAUCCUCUUCGUACUACACAACAUGCAUGGGUGGCCGACUCGACCAUUGCCACCACCAUGCCUUCAACUGGAGAUCAACCUCUGGUCCAAGAUGCGCAGCUACAGCAGGAUGCCAGCAAGUACACGUGGACCAAGGUGCUUCACAUGUGGCGUACAAAACAUGACUUCAAGAAUGUGUGUGUGUUCUGUGGUCAAUGGGCAGUGGAUGCCAGUGCUCUCAAACAGCAUUAUGCCAAGCAGCAUCAGGCAUUAACCAAUCCGUGGAUCGCAGCAUAUCGGGCCGAGUGUAAGCAGCUAGCUAAAGUUGCCGUCGAAAUGGAGGACAUGCCGGACUUCGAUGCCGAAAGCCAGAUCCAGAGCCUCCUCGGGGGCCUCUCCUCAGUCGUGGAUCUCAAACCACUUCUGAAUCCAACGCCAACACCGGCGCGCAAUCAGUCCCAUCUGACCAACAAGCGUCCGAGGGCGGAACAGUGGACUCGAGGCACCGGGAGCAAGGGCGGCGGCAAGGGCAAAGGAGUGGCCUCCAACGGUACUUUAUCACAGGAGGAUCUUCAACAGCUCCUCAGGCAGAUCGUCGUCCUUCUCCUACGCCAAGGCGACCAACUCAAUCGGCUACAGACGGAUACCGGAUACUAUUUGGUCUUUCAAGUCCCGGGCGACGCCACCAUGGUACCAGUUUUGAUUGCGGGAGCGCUCGAAUGGCGCAAUCAGAAGAAGGCCGACCCGACCAAGCUCACCAUGUCUCUCCGCAUAGCCCUCAUCGGACUCUUCCUCAAGGAGCUUCAGAUGCGUCUGGAAAAGAUCCGGGCCAACGACCAACUUCAGGAGAAGCUCAAAGAGCAAGGCCUGAUGACGGACGAAGGUGCUUGGACAUAUCGCCAAUGGUGUCCAAAGAACAAAGCACUUCAACUACAGCUCAGCAGGGAUCCGAUCAAGUGGGACGUCCUGAUGACACACAUCACGAAUGCUCUCCAAGGACUGAACAAUCAGGACCACAUCACACGUUUUCAGGCGACCAAAGCCCUGGAAGAAGGACAGAUGGGUCCCACCCUUCCAUUCCUUCUGGACAUCUCGCUCAAGCCGAGUGCGUGCCGUCUACACCAGAGCAUGAGGGCAUUGGUGGACUGCUCGGCCAUGGAAGCAGUCGGCGCACGUAUUCGACCCCAACGAGCCAAGCGAUCUCAACUCCAGGAUCAGCUCCAGGAGUGGCUGCGAGGCAGGUUCUAUCAUGCUCUAUUUCAGAUCUUGUGUUUUAUCUGCCAGCACGGUCUCAAAUUGCUGUGUCUGCCUGAUCACACGGCUUUUCAGGCAUUGAUUCAGGAAUGGCCACAUUUUGACCGACAGCAGGAUGUGGCAGAGUUUGCGCAACAUGUCCUCGAUCGUACAUGGCCGGUUCAGAAUGUGCUUCCAAUGAGUACUUGGCAGUCUCGUGACGAAUCAGGAUUCUCAACCGAUGAAGGUCAGCACCUCAUUAUGCUUCCGAUGCCCUCUCGCGGUUCAAACUCUGAGAUUCAGCUGUCAGGGCUGAUACAAGCCUGGGCUCAGCAGUCUCCUGCACCAGGGCUGUGGCCACUGCCUCGGUUUGUGUGCCUGCAGCUUCUUCGCUUUUACACGGUUGGUGCCAGAGUUCGCAAAGACCAAAGAGCAGUAACGAUUCCGCUUCAGGUACGCUUACCAGUAUUUCAAACCGAGAUUGGACCGCGACCAGCUUGGCGUAUGUAUAGACUCCGAGCCCUCAUUGGGCAUCACGGCUCCACUCCGCGCUCAGGUCACUACAGAACGCUGCUGAUUCACUGGGAGUCCACCCAGGAAGAUCCCCAGUUGUAUUACACAGAUGAUUCCUGUAUGGCGCGUCGCCCCACAAAUGCACAACUCCGUGUGUUGAUGACUGAAGUCUACUUGAUCUUCCUGGAGUGCGUGGGGUAUGUCAGCUCACUGUAG